AUGAUUUUUAAAUCUUUAUGCCUUCUGUAUCGCGGAAGAUUUCUUCCUCUUGGAAGACUUGCCUUUCGGAAGGUAAUAACCAAGGGAAGAUCCCAAAAAUCGCCAGAGAUUUUACUUCCUCCGUUUAUCGCAGUGCAGGAGCUACGUUUGAUGUUAAAUAUUGAUUAUACAUCAUGUUUUCGCCUUUGCAAAGUCUCAAUUUCGAGAAACAAAUAUUCCUGGAAGGAUAUUGAAGGCCGUUCCUUCGAAUGCUCGAAUAAAAGACACGUGCUGGUCUGUUUUGAUACGGCAGCGUAUGUUUGCCGUUCUUUUGGUUUUAAUGCUAUAAAAGUUAGCCCUGAACCUGAAGUACCAGAAUUGACGAGCGAAUCUGCUAUCCCAGUAAUCGCAGUUAUAGGUCACAAGGACCACGGAAAGACAUCCUUGUUGGAGAAGCUUACAGGAAAGAAUCUCUUGGAAUACGAGCCAGUAAGAACUACACAGAGCUUGUAUGCUAUGACACUCCCCUUUACAACUCACUCAAACUAUUUGGCAACAUUUGUAGACACACCUGGAGAUGUUCUUUUUGAUGUUUUAAGGGGAAGAGCUAUCCACCUGGCAGAUUUGGCAUUGGUUGUAAUUUCUGCCGAAGGUGGAGAAUUGCAAACCAGAGAUGUGAUAUUACAGGCUGAUAGCUUUAAUGUCCAAAUUUUAUUCUGCGUAAAUAAGAUUGAUCUAGAUUAUUCUAAUGUUGAUAUUGUAAGGUCAGAGCUCAAAUUUCAGUGUAAUUUAAUGUUCAAUGAGGGGAUUAUUUCUAGGAACUUUGAAUCGGAAUUGGACAAUUUGAUCCCAAUAAGCGUAAUUUCAGGGCAUAAUAUAGACAAACUAGUUGAAAAAAUCGUUACUUGUACAAAGAGCAUUAAAAUGCCUUGUAAUAAUAUAAAAUAUGAAACCUUUUUAGGUGGAUACAGUUUAAAGAAAUUUGAUGGUUUCAUAAGAAGGGCUAAUAGCUUAGUAAGUUCUGGAUUACCGCCAACUGCCGUUGGAUUUAUUCUUGAAAUUACAAAGACAGAGUCGUUUGGGAUUGUUUUAACUGUAAUAGUACGAAGUGGAACCAUUGUUGAGGGAAAUUAUUUUGUCGCUGGCACAUAUUAUGGCAGAGUUACUGGUAUAUAUCCCUCUGGUGAAAAGCUCUCUCCUAAAAAUAAGAUUUCAAAUGCAUCCGUAGGUACUGCAGUAUUUAUUACGGGAAUGAAAAAUUUAGAGGGCACCAGUGUAGAUGAUUUACUUUUAGUUUUGCCACAACACGAAGCCUUCAGAUUGAGUCAGUACAGACUGCAGCUACAGAUACUAAAAGCUUCACAAGUCUCUGGCCCACUUUUACAAACACAUUGGACGAUCUCUUUAAAGUCUAAUAAUGAACAAUAUUACAAGAGUGGAGUGAUUGACACCACGAAGAAACCAAACGAAGUAGAGGACUCUGAAUAUUCACCUGAUGAUUUUAAACCUGCGACUCAGAGCGAAUCAACUACAGAAUAUGAUGAGAGCGAAGAUUUUCCCGACGAAUUUCCCCAUGAUACCGACAUGAACAGUCAUUUGACAUCCAUAUAUCUAAAACCUGUGGAAGGGGAUGAAAUGAGUGAUGAGUUCGAUCCCUGGACCUUGAAGGCCACAAUACACAACAAAGAAUUGAAGGAACGCUGGCAGCAGAGAAUAAAUGAACGAAAUCCUAACGGCGCUACUAAUGCAGUGGGUUAUAGCAACUCAAAGAUGGAAAGACAGUCACAAAUUUAUGAAGAUACAUUUACUGAAGAUAUAGGACGACCGGUUAUUCCGAUAAUUUUGCGUGCGAAUUUUGUUGGAACAUUUGAUUCCCUGCUAGAUGGUUUAGAUAUCCUAGAAAAGGAAUUUAAUGUACGUCUUCCACUUGUUCACGGUGGAGUAGGUCCUAUUGUUCCUAAUGAUAUAGUUCAAGCGGAAAUUGGAAAUAAAUUCACAUAUUGCCCAGUUUAUGCUUUCCAGGUUCCAAUUCUCAAUGAUGCCGCCAAACAUGCAGUCAUAAAUAAAAUCACAAUCAAAAGCUUCAACUUAUAUUCUGACCUAUUAGAUGAUGUAAAAUCACGUUGUCAACAUACUCUUGAAAAAAUAGCAAAGAGGCGAUACGUAGAAAAAUUGAAUGAAUAA
Theileria equi strain WA is the source of this 2163-nucleotide messenger RNA. Its product is annotated as translation initiation factor IF-2, putative. Lineage: Eukaryota; Apicomplexa; Aconoidasida; Piroplasmida; Theileriidae. Gene Ontology annotation, molecular function: GTPase activity; GTP binding. The coding region runs from base 1 to 2163 and encodes 720 amino acids. The transcript is spliced from 7 exons. The record is from RefSeq and is a predicted model, not a curated record.